AUGGCGGCGGGAAAGUACAGCAUUCUGUUCGCGGCGCUGAUCAUUGCCGUGUGCUGGACAAGUGCGGUCUUCACGGUGAAGCUGCUCCAGGAGAACUGCGACUUCAAGAAGCCUUACCUGCUCACCUACUUACAUGAGCUGGCUCUCAUGGCUGCUGCAGUUCCCUUGGCUGCCUGCGGCCAGGGCCGUCGACUAUGGGCAGCUUCGCGCCCACUGCUUUGCCGCGGCUGGGGCAUGGGGCUGCUGGCUUUUGGAGCCAACAUCUCCUUCACAGCCGCCCUGGUCUUGACGACUGCGAGCUCUGCGAUGACUCUGGAGCAGCUGACACCCGUCUUCAUCGCAGGACUCUCCUUCUUCUGCCUGCGCGAGAGAUAUCGGCCCUGCCAGCUCUUUUGGCUGGUGGUGGCUAUCGCAGGCUCUGUGGUCACAGCGCGGAGUGAUCUGAAGGAGUGUCAUGUCGGAGCUUGUGACGGCUCGCAGCCGUUGCUGGGCGACUUGCUGGUUGUGGUGACUUGCAUCACAGCUGCCCUUUACAUGGUGCUCUUUAAGCUCAUCUUUGUCCAGGGCUGUGAUUGGCAGACAUUCUUUACAUACUUCAUGGUGAAGGGCAUGGCUGUAGCCGUGUUCGGAGGCCUUGGUCUGCUGUUCCUGCCGAGCUCGCAGCUUGGGCUUCCCACAGGCUCGAAAGGCUGGUAUUAUUUGUCCAUCAACAUGAUCACCAACAUCUGCUUCAACCUGUCCCUUGCUUGGGGCAUGUUAGUCGUUAGCCCCCUUGCCUGUCGACUCUUCGUAUUGCUGGGCCUCCCGCUGUCGCUGCUUCUGGACUCCGCUCUGGGAAUCGCCAUCGUUUUCCAGCGAGUGCUCGGGGUUUUUCUGGUCACCUUGGGCGUUGCCGGCUUCGAGGCCUCCACAGGCGCGAAGAAGUCCGGAGAGCGCAGCGCAGGGGACCUCGAGAUCGAGAACGUGUCGGAUGCUCGGGACCAGGCCGAGGCCGAGUGCAUCACCAGCCCAGCCGAGCUUGCGGACGUGGAGGUCUCCGACGAAAGUACCUCCCAGAGUCAGGAGCCGACUAGCUGGGGAUCGGAGACUCUUCUACUCCGCCCGGGACACCUCAUCAGAAGGCUGCAGCCGAGCGAGGACCCUCUCAGAGCGUUCGAGCAUGCGCAGCGCGCUGCAGAUGGCGCAGCUUGGCUGCCUGAUCCCGAGGAGAUGGCUCCGCACAUUCCUCGCGGACUCCUCCUGCUGGCCCGUCUUCAAAGCCUGGAAGAUUCUCCUGUGCCCUUGCCUACUCUUCUCCCAGUCGAGGAGGUCUGCAGGCGAUGCCCGUGGAUGCUGAAAGCAGAGGAUGGCGACAGCGACGAGGAGAAAGUCGUGUUGGGCGACCGUCUUCUUCCGGCCCUCGAGCCUCGCCGGAUCGAAGUGUGCCUGAGGAAGGUGGACCCGGAAGACCUCCUGGGCUUCAGUGUGGAGGCGGAUUCAAUCCAGCCGGGCUGCUUACAGAUUGUGUCCAUCUCCGAGAAGGGCCUACUUGGACGGCGCAAUGCGGCCGUGAACCCUGCGGAGCGUGCAGUGGAAGGCUCUUGGGUCGUUGAGGUGAACGGUGUGGUGGAGAACCUGGAAGCCAUGCGCUGCGAGCUGGAGGCUCCAACCAUCUCGCUGGUCGUCCUUGUGCCGCAGCUGGAGGAGUCAGACGACUUUGGCCGGAAGAGGCCAAGCCGACCUGCUGUGAUACCGCAUGCCAAAGUUCAGGGAGAAGUGCCGCUCUGCCGAUGCAACGGUUACUGCAAGUGCGGCCUUGCCGAUGCUCUGGGGCGGGCGCGCGAGGAUCACGGGAAGUGGAAUGUGGCACAGCCGGCCCUGCGCAUCAGCAAUUUGCACCCAGCUGUGACGGAAGAAAUGCUAUACAGCUUGUUUACAGAGCUGGCGCCAGUAGCCACCUUACGUGUGGUGCGGGACACCAAGACCCUGGAGUCCGAGCUGCACGGCUUUGUGAACUUCCACACUUUCAACGAUGCGCAGAAGGUGCUGGAGGCGCUAGAUGGCAGGCCUUUGCAUGGGCGCAGAUGCUUUCUCAGCUGGUCCUCUCGAGCCUGCAGGCGCGAGGAAGCAGAAACUUGGGCACCACCGCCCCUCAUUUCCACCGAAGGCCCGCGGCAUAUCCGGUCGUACCAGCUACCCGUCGCACCUGGUAAAGUUGAGCGAGAAGGCCACGGCAACACGGCGGCGUGGCGAGGAGUGCCUAGCGAGGCCGGGUUGGGGGAAGGAGAUGAACAUAGGCAGAUCCAUCUCAAUCUGGCAGCUGCACUGGUUCCUCUGAUCAAUACACGCCUCCCCUUCUUCGCCCUCGCGGAGGAUGGCUGCUUCUGGAGCCCGGAGGAUCCUUUCGCUCCCACGCGCACGCUACAGCGGACGCCUCCCAGGAGCGAGAGCGAGUCUACGCAGACCUCCGACAGCCUUCCUGGGGUCCAGACCGCCGAGGCCUCGGUGCAAACCGAGCGGGAGGACCCCGAGCACUCUGAAGAGGAAGCCGAGGGCGCUGAAGGUGAGCAGCUCGAGCCCUGCAUGCCGCGCAGGCGAAGAUGCAGGUGCGGUGCUGGCUUUUGGUGGCUCUUGCGGCUCUGCGUCCUUACAGGACUGAUUCAGGCUCACCUGCCCGAUGAAGAUGCAGUGGCUGUCGUGGACAGUAGCUUCCUGGAGCGGGAAGCUCAGCUCCUUGAGCAGCUCGAAGUCUGCGGAGCCCAAGUCGCAGGGCUCCUCGCAAACCAGACGAAGGAUUCACCACGAUCCAACUGGUCGACGUUUCUAUGGAGGCCUGCACUGAAAACCUAUAGGAGAAGCAGCGUGGGUGAAGCCCAGUCGCAGGUAGCCCCUUGUGGACUUGGCUGGCGAUCUCCGGCCUAG
Messenger RNA from Symbiodinium sp. CCMP2592, 2901 nucleotides. The record is from the annotation of a GenBank genome assembly. NCBI's taxonomy places the organism in Eukaryota, Dinophyceae, Suessiales, Symbiodiniaceae.